AUGGGGAUUAUUCUGCACGAGGUCGAUUGUCUAGUUUCUCAAGACGGGGGAUACACAGGCGCCGACGCUCGAUUCGUCGAUUCCCGGGGCAAACUGAGGCGGCUUGUGUUGAUUGAUUCCGACAUGUUGGUAAGAAAGAAUAUGGACGAUUUGUUCGAUGUUCCACUUGAGGAGGGAUGGAUUGCGGCUGCGCAUGCGUGUACUUGCAAUCCUAUGCAUAUAACGCACUAUCCUUCUUACUGGCGGGCCCUUGAUACUAAUGUUUUGAUGACAUUUACUAACACGGGCGUGCGGCCCGACGCACUUUGCACGGCCUUUCAGCCUCUCCCAGAGUCAGGAAUUACCCUGCAUUCGAUCAAUUCGGGCAUUGUGGUGCUUAAUCCGACCGAAAAACUCAAUGACGAAAUUAUCGAUGGCCUCCAUAAUGAUCCUAAUGUCACCAGAUAUGGCUUUCCGGACCAGGACUUCCUUUCAAGUCACUUCAAGAACCGGGUUAAAUUCUUGGGAUACGAGUACAAUGCAUUGAAGCCUAUGCUGAAGUGUCACAGUGCAAUAUGGAGAGACGAGAACAUUCGCAAUGUGCAUUAUAUAUUCAAGGAUAAACCAUGGGUUCUUCCGGAAGAUACGGAAAAGCUCGAUGAGCAAUUUCAUGUUAUACACGGGUGGUGGUGGGAUGAGUGGAGAAGACUCGAAGCUGAAAAGAAGGAAGAACAGUGGUGGGAGCUUGUCGUCGACCUGACUUCCCUUGGUUCCAAGGGUAUGCCGAGCUGA
This is a messenger RNA of Rhizoctonia solani, 771 nucleotides long. RefSeq names its product glycosyltransferase family 8 protein. Bases 1 to 771 code for a protein of 256 amino acids. The record is from RefSeq and is a predicted model, not a curated record. Gene Ontology annotation, molecular function: glycosyltransferase activity. The transcript is spliced from 3 exons. Lineage: Eukaryota; Fungi; Basidiomycota; Agaricomycetes; Cantharellales; Ceratobasidiaceae.